Molecule: messenger RNA, 1759 nt
Organism: Lepus europaeus (European hare)
Lineage: Eukaryota; Metazoa; Chordata; Mammalia; Lagomorpha; Leporidae
Gene: CNEP1R1
Product: CTD nuclear envelope phosphatase 1 regulatory subunit 1
Exons: 6
Coding region: 77-454 (125 amino acids)
Cellular component (GO): cytoplasm; Nem1-Spo7 phosphatase complex
Source: RefSeq, a predicted model, not a curated record
GCGCUGCGGGCCGGGUAGGGGUAGCGGAGCUGCGAUGCGGACGGGGCCGAGGCGGUGACCCGAGCUGCUCCUCGACAUGAACUCGCUGGAGCAGGCGGAAGACCUCAAGGCGUUCGAGAGGCGACUUACUGAAUACAUCCAUUGUUUGCAACCGGCCACGGGACGCUGGAGAAUGCUUCUGAUCGUGGUAUCUGUCUGUACAGCUACUGGUGCCUGGAACUGGUUAAUAGAUCCUGAGACACAAAAGGUGUCCUUCUUCACAUCAUUAUGGAAUCAUCCGUUUUUCACCAUCAGCUGUAUCACUUUAAUAGGCUUAUUCUUUGCUGGCAUACAUAAGAGAGUAGUUGCACCAUCAAUUAUAGCUGCUCGAUGUCGAACGGUAUUAGCAGAGUACAACAUGUCUUGUGAUGAUACAGGAAAGCUAAUUUUGAAACCUAGGCCUCACGUUCAAUGACAAUCUGCACUCGUUGUUAUGGGACUUACAACAGCCUUUCUUCAACCAAGUGAUGCAGCAACAAGCCAUAAAGGACUCCUGUGCGGUUGGCUGUGUGAAGGCCACAGCAGCGACUGGUGAGAAGUGUGCAAUAUGUGCCCAGAGUCUCUGGAGGAUGCUGACGACGCGCGCUGUCAGUGCUCGCUACCUUGGAUCACCUGUGUUUCAGUGUUAGUGUCACUUUAGUACUUCAGACCCUGCGAAGGUUUUUGCAGAUGAAGUAUGUAUGUGUGUUACUAAGUUAAGCUUAGAACCAGAACCUCAUUCAGUUUUUAUAAUGUAUUUUUGCAAACUACUGUAAAUAGCAAAUCAAUGCCAAUGUUCAACAAAGAGGAGACUGCUGUGUGGACUGUGUUCUCCUGCACCAGUAUUUCAGGAACAUCUGCUUGCCACUCACAGCUCUUUCAAGCCGGCUAUUAUGUGUGCCUUCCAUUCUUACACUUCUCUUUCAACCCAACUGCAGGAAAAACACCAGAUUCAGCUUAGGCUGAGGGAAACGCAUCUCCAUUAUGUCCGAAGAAAUUAUAGACGUUGCAAGAAGCAAAUUUUGUUAAACCAGAUAUUGAAUCCUGCAACUAUUGUGGUUAUGUUUUUUAGUUCAUUGUUUUCUUUGAAAUGCUAAAUGUACUUUAUAUUUUUUAAUUUUAAGACCAUCCCAAAGGCUUCUGAAUAUACAGGUUUAGUUAUCAAUUAUGUGUUGUCUGGGAAUUUGAUCGUCACUGUUCUCGGUAGUUGGGUUUUAUGCUGUGACCCUAGUGUUGCCCAGGUGUGACUGAUUGUCCUGCUCCCUCACCAGGAUGACAUGGGGGUGGUGCCACAAACUGGAGUCUACAAUUCUCACUGUUUAGAGAGUGUUAAUGACAUACUGUGUAUGCAUAAUAGCCACGUGUACUAUAAUAGCCCUUAAAAUUAAACUAUUGGGAUUGCUGUAAAUAUUUUAAAGUACUGGAGGUGCCUUUUACCUGUUUAUUAGAAGAUUUUGAAAAGGUUUAAAUUAUUUCAUGAGCAAUCUUUUAAAUUUCAUUUAAUGUAAAGCUGAAAAUUCAAUAAUAGGACAAAAACUUUUUAACAAGGCUGCCAUCUAACCUAUAUGUGUUCAUGUUGGCUUUCUCAUGUAUAAAAUUUUAUUCUUUGAAUUGCAGCAAUAAAGCCCUCAGCUCCUAAGAAGUCUUAAGAGGGUAUUCUAUAUAUUCUGCUAUGUUUUAUUUUCUGUAAAUUUUGUAGGUAAAUAUGUGCAUAAAAAUAAAUACUUUAUAUAUAACUAUG